CCUGCCUUAUUUGUAAAGUUCUGCAUUGACCACUGAAUAUACCGUUUUCAAAACUGUAAAUGAAAUUUUUUAAAAAAAUAAUAAUAAAAUAAAAUAAAAUAAAGACCACUCGCGAGGAUAAAAUUGAGCUGACGAAAAGCUCCCGAAUGCAACAACGUCAGUGGGAACAAUUCUAGCGGAACAAGUAAUUCCGCAUUUGCACCGAUGGGGACGGAUAUUACGGUUACACCAGAUGACUUCCGGAUGGAUCAUACGUGAUAUGAACAGCUGGGGACAUUUUCAAUUUACAUGCUGUAGAGACAGUUUGUGAAAAUGGACAAAAAGGUUGUGGCAGUGGAAUCUGAGGAGAUCGACUGGACAGGAAGUGGAGUUAAAGAGGGGAAGACUGUGAAAAGGACAAAAGUUUUAUUAAAUAAUGUCCACACCGGUGUUCCUAACCCACUUACACAUCCUGUGAAAUACUCUCUGAUAAAAGGAGACUAUCUGUACUUCCAUUAUGGCUGCGAUGGACAAGAUGACAGAGGCUGGGGAUGUGGCUACCGCACCAUUCAGACCAUGGCAUCCUGGAUUUGCAAUAACUCUCCACUGAAGGACAGACCUCCACCAAGCCUCCCAGAAAUCCAGCAAGCCUUGGUCACCAUGGGGGACAAACCGGGCUCAUUCUCAGGUUCCAGGGAAUGGAUCGGAACAUUUGAAGCCUCCCUGAUCCUUGACUUUUUCUAUGAUGUCCCCUGUAAGCUGGUCCAUGUCAGAGGAGGAGGUGCAGAGCUGGAGCAUGUUGCAGUGGCAGAGCUGCAUCAGCACUUUGAGAGGCAUGGAUCUCCUGUGAUGAUGGGAGGGGACAGGGAUAACUCCUCUAAGGGGAUAUUUGGGGUGUGCACUGGGGACAAGGGGAGCUACUUGCUGGUUGUUGACCCUCACUACUAUGGAUGUCAGCUGGAGAAGACUGAGCUGCAGACGCGGGGUUGGGUGUCGUGGAAGAGAGUUUCAUCUCUGGAUCAGUCUUCAUUUUAUAAUCUGUGUAUGCCUCAGACUGCAGGGAAAGGAACAUAAAGGACUUUAAAAUAGUUAUUUGUGAGGAUGAACCAUAAAAAGCGUCUUAUCAUUGUCAGCGUCUGAUUUAAAAUGAGUUGUAGUGCCAUCCUGUGGAGAAAAAUCAAUUAUUACAGUGUAUUUGAAGAACAAACUCUUUUUUUUCUUCACUAUUGCGCCAUAAAAAUAAUGUUGAAACUCAAAUCUUUUUGGACAUACAUUCAAUAUUCCCCCUCAAUAAUUUAUUUCAUAACUUCAACAGUAAAUGUUAUAGCUUGCUUUCAUUUUCACAUUAUUUCUAUAGUGUGAGAUGCAAAUCAAGAUCACCAAAAAUUCUAACUUAGACAGGACAUGAUUGUUUAGUAUAUCAAUAUUGUGAAUAUUAAUUGUUCAAAAGCAUUCUUGUAUUUGUAUCUUAUUGGUCUUUUGACAGUCUAUUAUUUAAGCCAUUAAAAUCAGAAAAAAAAGUAUAAUUGACAAUGAAAUUUUACUAAGGGACUGUUUGUUAGUUAUGAGA
Plectropomus leopardus (leopard coralgrouper) is the source of this 1549-nucleotide messenger RNA. It is a transcript of the gene ufsp1, whose product is annotated as UFM1-specific peptidase 1. NCBI's taxonomy places the organism in Eukaryota, Metazoa, Chordata, Actinopteri, Perciformes, Serranidae. The record is from RefSeq and is a predicted model, not a curated record. Gene Ontology annotation, molecular function: deUFMylase activity.